UAGCAUGUGCUUUCUGUAUUUCAUGCGUUGCCUAUUUUUGCUCUACUUGCCUGAAAUAUCACGGAAGGUUUUUACUGGGUCAUAAAUACUUAGAGGGAGAGAAAAUGCCUCAAGAUAUUUGUACUGAAAAAUGUCAAACUCAUAAGAAUGAAAUGAUAAAGUUUUAUUGUGGUACAUGUGAAACAUUUGCAUGUUUUGUUUGUAAAACGGAAGGUCACACUGAUACGUGUAGCAUGAAUUAUUUACCUGAUUUUGUAAAAGAUCUUGAAAACGGAGAAGAUUUAAAAGAUUUAAUAACGAAAAAGAAUGAUAUUGCAAAAGGACUGUCUGACACUAAAGUAGUAAUUGACAGGAAAUAUAAAACCAUUGACAGUACAACUGCGGAGGCUACAAAUGCAAUAAAGAAAGAGAAGGGCGCACUGUUUGCAGAGUUCGACCAAGAGGUAUUUCAAAUUGAAGAGAAAAUUCAGGUAGAGAAGAAAAAAGAUAGUAUGCGAGUUGACAGCGAAAAAGCGAAAUUUGAUACCUUGAAUACUUCGAUUGAUCACCUUACUGAACAUAUUAAAAACCUGAAAUCGUUUCCUAAACGUCAAAAGUAUAAAUUAUUCAUGGAAUUGAAACAACUUGGUAAUACACUUACAGGUGUGAAAGAUUCUGUUGAAUGCUUACAGAAAGAAUAUUCUACGGGGAAUGUUGCAUUCGAGUCAGAAAUAAGAGUUCAAGCAAAAGAUUUAACAGAAAAAGUGAUAAAGUUUGGAACAUUAAUGAAGACUUAUACUGAAAACUCUGAUAGAGAAAAUGAUGAUAAAGAGCCUAUGAAAGUUGCAUGUCAUUUGGAUGAUAUAGAUAUAAGCACCGCGGGUGAUAUGAAUGACUGUGAUAUUAUUGACUGCUGUUUACUGACCGAACAAUAUCUUAUUGCUUGUGACCAAGGUAACCGUUCGCUUAAGUUAGUCGAUACGAAGAGUAAAAAUCUGGUUUACGUAAGACCGGUCAUAACACGUCCAUGGGCUGUCACAAAGAUUGAUAACACUCAAAUUGCCAUGGUUCGGGGCCACAAUAAUGGCGAAAGUAGGAAUAUAAUUCAGUUUUUAACUGUGACGAAUGCUAAAACACUUGUAUUCCAGAAGCGCUACAUACUAACAGAAAUGUACUGUUACAAUAUCGCAUAUAUUAAUGAUGGCAGACUGGUAGUUUCAAUGGCUGCCGAUCAUGAAGGCAAACUUCAAAUACUAAGUUUAAGCGGAGAAGUCUUGGCAAAUAUUGAAUACGAUGAUGAAGGCAAUAAAUUAUUUUCUCGUCCGGACUGCAUAGCCUUAGAUGUAACAGGAACACAUUUGUACGUCAGUGAUUGGUAUAAUGACAGUAUUACUGAAAUUGAUAUUGACAACCAAGUAAAUUGGACAUUUGCUCAUCGCUUUUGGCAUCCGGCAGGAAUUACCACUGACAAAGAGGGGUUUGUAUAUGUCUGUGAAGGAGGCACCGGCCGUGUGCAUGUUUUUCAUCCGAAUGAUUCUGGCGUCUUUGUUUUGUUAGACAAACAAUCUGCAAAUUCGAAUCCACUGUCGAUAUGCUUUUCUUUGACUGAAAACAAGUUGUACCUGGGUCAUAAUGGUCUGAAUUGCAUUCAAGUGUACAAAAUUACCAACAGUGAGUUUGCUAAGAAAAAAGAGAUGAAAAUGGGACAAUGAACGCAAUAACUACUGAUACGAUGCUGUGGAUAUUAAUGAAAUCAUUCAAGACUUGUUUUAAUUCUUGUUGUGUUCGUUCAUAGGGCGUAAAAAUUGUUUGUUUCCGGUAUCCCGACCUACCCUAAAUUUUUGGGCCGACCCUAAAGGUUUUUAUGGCCUAGGAGAAUAUUUUUUUCAACUUUUUAACAAAAAGUAGCAAAACUGCUCUUUUCAUGCUUUAAACAUGGUCAGUGAUAUUAGAAAUCAACUUACUGAUGCUCUAAAGUCAUACCCCGCUUAUUUGUAUUCAUUUUUUGACAUAAAUUACCUACUCUAAUGUUUUGAGCAUGUUACCGGAAACAAAGAUUUAUUUAGGCCUUGUACAAUGUAAAAAUAUGUCAACGGUCUAAUACGGUAUGCCUAAAGUACCUAUAUUAGAUGGUGAUCAGUGUACUGGUUUUGUUAGGGGAAGGAGCAGAUAAAGCAGAUUCAUUUGAUAAUGUAUAGAUAAUGGACUGACAUAACAUUCCAGAAAUAGUUCCCAGGAGUCAUAUUUGCAUAUACAUAUUACGAAAUCAAUAAAGUUAUACACAAGGCCGUUGAAGGAUUGUAAGAAAAAGAAAUCUCUGGAGCAAACAGAAUAUCGCUACAUAAGAAAACCUGUCGCAACGUCAAAAUGUUCUAAAAAUAUAUGUCUUUUAUUGUGUAUGGAGUAACGUUGAUAUAUCCGGCACUGAAACGGUUUCUUUGAUUAUAAUAUUUUCGUAUAUAUAGCUUAGAUGUUAGCGAUGUAUUCCGUCUCAUUUCAGAUCAUUUCAAUUUAGUAAAGUUAAUCGUUUCGAACCGCAAAACACUUCAGCUGCCUUUAAAUAAUAUACCACUCACUUUGACAAGUUUGAUGCUUUGAAUGAAAGUGAAAAGCUAAGGUGGCAUAGAUUAUUUUUGGUAUUUAAAUUCAAUAUCAGUAUUUUAAGACAUUUAUUGGCAGAUAUAUUUUAAUUCUUUUGCGAUUUUAUAGUAUUUACGCUGGCUUAUCAGAUACGUUACUGAACAUUAGUUUUAUUUUAUUUACUUUUUGAUAUAACCCCAUAAUAAUUCAGUAUAAAUUGCACGCUUGAGUCAAAUGUAAAGAGCAAGAACCUCACAACGAGAGAGGGUAAAUGUUAAAAACGGGUUACGUCUGUGAAAGUGAUACGAAAGCAUUUGUCAUCGUUUUGUAUCGAUAUGCUGAUAUCCAACAAAGGCACAAACGUCAGUAUGGCUUUUAUUUGGAUUGUUUUUACAAAACGUAAAUGCGAUACAAAGGCAUUUGUUAUACCCCUCCUUGUAUAUGUCCCGGAUGUGUAUUUUAUUUCAUAAUAUUACGGAGAUUUACUUUUUUAUUUAAAAGUUCACGUCUAUUGCUGUUCAUUAUACUGCCAUGUAUACUUCUCGUACAUGGUUUCAAAAAUAAAUCUUAAUUACACAACUGCUCCUUUGUUUGGCCCAGGUUAAUAACCCACUUGAAAUACCCGAAUUUGCACGUGCACAGGUAUUUCAUAUUUGGUUACUAACCUGUGCACGUGCAUUCGUACCCUAGCUAGAGUUAUGAUACAGGAAAACACCAUUGGAUGCGAAGUCAAGUUUUAUUCUUGUUCAGUCAACCAAAAUUAAACUGUUAACAUUUUACAAACUAUAGGACAACACUGACCUGUGAGAUUUGACCUCUUCAGACAAAAAAUGUUUAUUUAUAAGAUGAAUUAUUUUGAUGCCGGUCAACUAAAAAUGCACUUUGUUUGACAACCUUGCCACUGGAUCUAUAUUGAUAAAUUCAAGCAGUGAUCGUGAAUUCAUAUUUUAUAGUUUCAUUAGAAGCCAAUCCGCUUAAAUUAUUCAUAAUCACACCUUUCAAUUAUUGUAAAUCUGUGACCCUAUGCUGUGAGAGGAAAACAAAAGUUCCACUUUACGUGACUUACGUGACAUAUUUUACAAUGCUUACAGUUUUUUUAAUAAAAACUCCUGUGAAAAUGGAUUUCUGAAUUUGAAAUGUUAAAUACCUUUGACAUUACCAAAAGAUGUAGAUGUACCCGAAGCAGAGACUGAGGAAUCGAUGCGCUAAGAUUGUGAACAUUUUGAAACCUCCUGUUUCUGUUCAUCAUUUGGCCUUUUGUAACCAUAACGGCAGUACUACGGUGUCCUGUAUGGGGCAUUCUUAAUUGUUCUUGGACAUUAUCUUGAAACAGCCUAGUGGCCGUUGUAGCUCUUAAGGAGUUUAUAUAUUUUUUAUAUUUAUAUUUAUGGUAAAGUUAUAUGUAUUUUAUGAGAGCAGCAAAAUUGGUGUAAAUGCGCUCCACGUAAGCGCUCAAGGCCAUUCUCGCACACCAUAUAGUCCGGACAUCAUUAAUGUGUAAAGGCAUGUGCACAAAAUAUUUUGCCGACAUGUGGUUAAUUGUAGAUGUGAUUUUAAAAAAGUAAUAAAUAGAAAUAAAAAAUAUAGCGCUUAUCUCAAUUACAGAGGUUUUCAGCUUUAUUAUGUAUGUUAUAGCUAUGUAGGACCAUAUUCGUAUCAGAUCGCAUUUGUAACAAGUGUUACAAAUGCGACCGCAUAUGUAACAGGUGUUACAAAUGAGAUCGUAUAUGUAACAGAAAUUAAGCACAUAUGUAACAAUUUUUAAGACGAAUGCCUAUUUUUGAUGUGACAUCUGAUCACAUUUGUCACAUAUCAUUUUCGAUCGGAGAAAUGAACAAAAAGGUGCAUUUUUACAUCUGAAACACAUUUGUAACAUGUUUUAGCUCACUUGUACGAAGUGACAAAGAAAGCUAUUGUGAUCGCCCUCUGUACGUCGUCCGUCGUCAGUCCGUUCACAUUUUUCUUGUGAAUACGAUAGAGACAACAUUUAUUAUCUGAUUUUGACAAAACUUGCUCAGAAGUUAUAUAUAUACCUAUUAUAUCUCGGUUCCUUUCGAAAACCAGCCAUAUCACCUUAUUUGUCUUGGAGUUAUGGCCCCUGAGAUGACAAUAAUUACUGAUUUUAGCCAGGUGUAUUUUCUUUAAAUCUCAUAGACAUUAGUUCGCGCACAAGGUCGGGCCCUCCUAGACUUAAGGCUAACGACUCCGUCCAUGACAAGUCGUAUAUAAUUUGUCCCAGGACAUGGCAACGUCCUGUUUGUCACCCAACUUGAAACAGCUCUAGAAGACGAAAGGAAGCUAAAUAUAUAUGUCGCCACCGGGAUCGAACCAGUGACCUGAGCAUGCGGGUCUACAUUUCAGCUAGUCGAGGUAACAGUAGAAGUAGCUGAAGUUAUAAUCAUAUUAUAGUGGUAGUGGCAGUGGAUGCAGAUAUGAUAAUAAAAAUUGAGCCACGUCACGGGAAAAUUGGCAUUCGGAUAUUUUUGUGAAUUUCCGGAAAGUGUAUAUUUA
Mercenaria mercenaria is the source of this 5070-nucleotide messenger RNA. RefSeq lists its product as uncharacterized. NCBI's taxonomy places the organism in Eukaryota, Metazoa, Mollusca, Bivalvia, Venerida, Veneridae. The transcript has a single exon. Gene Ontology annotation, biological process: protein polyubiquitination; proteasome-mediated ubiquitin-dependent protein catabolic process. The record is from RefSeq and is a predicted model, not a curated record. Bases 105 to 1691 code for a protein of 528 amino acids. Gene Ontology annotation, molecular function: ubiquitin protein ligase activity; zinc ion binding; protein binding.